AUUCAAAUCAUUAAAAUUACAAAUAUUUUUUGGGAACAAAAUCAGUUGAUUCCGGUUGAAUAUGCGAAUGUGGCCAUGAAGGAUCUAAGCGAGGAGUUACUGGAUCGCCAUUUCAGGCAGCAGCUAGCCAGUUACAAGUAUGCCGAUCAGGCAAGGGCUAAGCAGUCGGAUCGCCCCAUCAUGGCCAGAUGGAUAAAGAUAUUCGAGAAGGCUCCUCUCAGCGAGAAGUUGGCCCGAAAUAGCCUGAUGCUGCUCAUGCAUGGCCACUUGAAGGACUUUGGAGUGCUCAAGGAACCGUUCACGGAUGUGCGUAACUACAGUAGGAAUCUGAACGUAAUUUUGGAUGAGUACAGAGGCCAGCCAUGUAAGAAGUUAGCUACUGGCAAAUCACCUACACUGCUCAAGAAGUGCUCGACUCAAAUUUUACGACCCAGGAAACUGGAACCCAUCAAGGAGGUUUCCGAACAAUCGGAAAAUGAUCCUACGACCAGUAGUUUUGCCAGCAUUGUGACAAUAAUACGAAAAACAAAUACGCGAUCCUCUGACUCGAAGGAUAGCCAAGUUUAUCCAAGGACUGGCUUCGAGUCCCCAAAUGGUGCUGAUAGUCACACUGUGAAGAAGAGAGUCGAACUAUUGGAGUAUGAGCUCUCGAGAAAUAAGCAGCAUCCAUCGAGCUCCACAUUCAAUCGGGAUGCACCUGACAGCGGAAGAACCCAUUCCUCCAGUUCCUUAUCCCAAGAGAAACUCAUCAAGAUCACCAAUGUCAUAGAUCAGGUCAACCGCCGAUCAAGUGCUGUGAAAAAUCUGAGGGAUUGCUUUGAGGAAAUGGCCGAACGUUUGAAAAACACAAUCGAAUCAAAAUAUAAAUCGAAGAUUCCGCCGCCAAAGCCGCCAAAGAAGAUUCAUAAGGAUGUUCCUGCCGAGCGAGCCAGUGCCCAAUGCCAUUCUCCUAUUGGCGUUACGGACCCAACUGUUCAGGGAUUGCUGAUGCGUAGAGAACAGCUGCGUGUCCAGUGCUUGGCAUACUACAACUCGGAUGGCACGAUGAAGGAUGUGAUGGACAUGCCUGAUCUCUCAAUGGAUACUAUGAAAGCUGAACAGAGAGUCAGAGGGUUCAUAGUUGGUGCCUACAAGGCCUUGGAGCGUCUGAAACGCUGGCGCGGAAAAUCCAAACGGUUGAGAUUUUUCCAAACCUGCUUCCAGAAAUUUGGGCUUCGUAAUUUUUGGGAACUACAGGCUCUGGAUCGAAGAUUCGAGAGGGUGGCGCUCAAGUGGUAUCGCCAUAAGGUGAUGGCAUGUCUACAGAACACCUGGCUUACUUAUCGCAGAAGCAUCUUGGCCCAGAAGCUAUCGUACGACGAGGACGAUCUACAGCAGAUGCGCCACCAGAUUGAGCUGCAGGAGGAGUUGCAGCGGGAGCGAAUGGUCCACCUGGCCAAGAUCAUGGAACUGUGCAGGAGCAACUGUCACGGGAUCGUCACGCAUAAAGUCCUUAGCAAGAUGCUCGAUCGCCUGGAGGAUGAACACGACCAGCUGGCCCGGGAUCUCAAAUCACUGCUCCGCCAGAAGGACCAACUGUUCCAGUAAAGCAUCCUGCGAAUCCGCAACUUUUCUCGCACCAGAUUUUUGAUAUCAUUUUGCACCUUUGUGUAAGCCCGUUUACACCGCGAGCUACGCUGCUCGUUAAUUAAUUUAAAUACUACGCUUUAUUAAAUUAAGAACUGCUGACAGGG
This is a messenger RNA of Drosophila melanogaster (fruit fly), 1733 nucleotides long. RefSeq lists its product as uncharacterized. The transcript has a single exon. The record is from RefSeq and is marked reviewed. NCBI's taxonomy places the organism in Eukaryota, Metazoa, Arthropoda, Insecta, Diptera, Drosophilidae. Bases 76 to 1587 code for a protein of 503 amino acids.